UGGCACCUUUAAAAACACCACAUAGACAAAUAAACAACAUUAAAACCAUUAAAAAGUGUAAAAAGGCAACUUUUUGAAUUUGAGAUGACUGUCUAAAAGUGUCCAAAUAUAUCAUAAUUCUGCAUUGAAGAAUAGGGCAAAAAUAUGUAUGAGAUGUAAAAGACUAUAAAAUAUUAUGAUAAGAAUCACCUGACAAAAGGGGGAAUACCAGCAACAUAAUAUUUAUAUAAUACAGAGAGCUAGACAGUUACCAUUAACUAAUACUAAAACUAUUAAAAAUGGUUUUGAAAUAAAUAAUUAAAAUAAUGCUAAAUAAAAUAUAAAUAGAUAAAACUCAAACUUUAAAAAAAAUUUAAUAAAAACAAUGCUUCUGCGUUCUCCUGCAAAUGCUCCAUAGAAAUUAUGCCUUUGCAAAGUUUAAGCCAAGUACUAAAAUGACCAAAACUGAAAUUAAAAAAUAAAUUAGAAAGUUAAAAAUACAAAAUGACACAACAAUAUUAAUUUAAAUGGGAAAAAAAAAUCUAAGUCAAGAUUCAAGAAAAUCUAAGAAAAAAUAAUAUUAAUAAAUGCAUACAGCAUAAAUAAUACUAAAAUAAACACUGCUGCCAGAUUACGGUUACCUAAUCAAGUCCUGUAUGCAUGAAUGACUUUAGUUAAUUGGGUGCAGUACAGAGAAUCAUUGUGCUGUGGAAUCUAGAGCACUGCUGCUCGCUCACCCUCGCUUGUCUGUCACUCAACCGUGUCUUUGAUUAUCCUUGCUAAAUUAUCCUCAUGAUGUAAUCAUUUUUUCAACAGUGAUGUGAUUUUUCAUAUUUUGUUUCUCUUCAGGUUGCGGCAUGUGUGUUGAUUGAUCUAUGAGGGUAUUUGGGGAUGGAGCUGAUUGGCUUUCUGGCAGUGGCAGUGUGCGGAUCGCUGGUUUCUUGGGCCGAUCAGUUGAAGCAGGCCCGGACGCCUUUGUUACACCAUCGCCCGUUUGUGGUGGUGUGGAAUGCACCUACUGAAUCCUGCCGUCUUCGAUUCAAGGUGGACUUGGACCUUAGUGUCUUCGACAUUGUUGCUAACCACAACGAGACCUUGAGCGGCCCCAACGUGACCAUCUUUUACCACCGCCACCUGGGUUACUACCCUUACUACACCAGCUCUGAGAUUCCCAUCAAUGGAGGCCUUCCUCAGAACCAAAGCCUGAGCAAACACCUCAGCAAAGCUCGAGCUGACAUCGACAAGCUCAUACCCUUCAAGGACUUUCACGGGCUUGGUGUCAUCGACUGGGAAAACUGGCGUCCGCAGUGGGUACGCAACUGGGGCUCGAAAGACAUCUACCGAAACAAAUCCAAGGAGCUUAUAAGGAAGCUGCAUCCUGGUUGGCCACAAAGUAAGGUGGAAAAUGAAGCAAAGGAGCUCUUUGAGAGGGCCGGACAAGUAUUCAUGAACUCAACACUGCAGCUGGCCGAGAGUCGACGACCGCAUGGUCUUUGGGGGUUUUACCUGUUUCCUGACUGUUAUAACUAUGGUUACAAACAGCAUCCGUUGCGUUACACAGGAGAGUGUCCUAAUAUUGAGCAUGUACGUAACGACCACCUGAUGUGGCUGUGGAAGGAAAGUACGGCCCUCUAUCCUUCCAUUUAUCUCGACUAUGAGCUCAAGUCUUCUGCCAACACGGUCAAAUUUGUGCACUACCGUGUCAAGGAGGCCAUGCGGAUCGCAUCGAUUGCUAGGAAUGACUAUACGCUGCCUGUUUUCGUCUACUCCAGACCUUUCUAUGCCUACACAUUUGUUGUCCUAUCAGAGAGUGACCUGGUCCACACCAUAGGAGAGAGUGCAGCACUGGGGGCCGCUGGGGUGGUCCUGUGGGGGUCAUCUGAAUAUGCAAGCUCUCAGAGAAACUGCAUGACAGUCAAGAAAUACAUUGACGGUCCACUAGGUCACUAUGUGAUCAACGUGACCUCAGCAGCUAAACUGUGCAGCAAAGCCUUGUGCAAGAAGAACGGCAAAUGCGUCCGUAAGAGCCUGGACUCUGGGGCUUACCUGCACCUCAACCCUCGCUUCUUCAACAUCCGCCUCAACCAAGGCAUUCGUGGACCGCGUUUCCAUGUGAGCGGCCACCUCAACAACCACGACAUCCUGGACAUGAAGCAAAAGUUCACCUGUCAGUGUUACCAGGGCUGGACGGGCAUCUACUGUGAGAUGCCCCAGAUAUCACAGCCUCUCCUGCCCCACCCGAGAGACAGUAUCCUGGGAGAACUACUGCUGGUCCUGUCCCUUCAUUUCUCCUGUCUGUCUGUCAUCAUGUUCUUGGGUCUGUGUCUCAUUAUUAAGUGUCUGAUACUGUAAAGCACAGUGUAGAUGGCACUUUGGACUGUAUCUGUUAAAUAAAUUCAUGAAAAUAAAUGUAAUGUAGGGUAGGACGGACUUAGUUAUAUGUAGCUAUAUCUAGCUAUAAGGUUUUGAGUCAAAAGUUUGUGUUCUCUGGAAGUCAUUUUGUAUGUAAAGUUGAUGUCCCCACAAUAACAGACUGCCAUGCAAUUCUUUUAAGAACGUUAUACAAGUUUACUGUAACACUGGCACCACAAACUUCACAUACUUUUGAAAAUCCAGCGUUUAAUU
This is a messenger RNA of Megalobrama amblycephala (Wuchang bream), 2604 nucleotides long. It is a transcript of the gene hyal6, whose product is annotated as hyaluronoglucosaminidase 6. Lineage: Eukaryota; Metazoa; Chordata; Actinopteri; Cypriniformes; Xenocyprididae. Gene Ontology annotation, biological process: carbohydrate metabolic process; hyaluronan catabolic process. The record is from RefSeq and is a predicted model, not a curated record. The transcript is spliced from 4 exons. The coding region runs from base 871 to 2331 and encodes 486 amino acids. Gene Ontology annotation, molecular function: hyalurononglucosaminidase activity.